UUCUCGAAGUUGAGCGCGACUAGAAGAAUGCUUCACUCAAAGACAUAUCUUAAGCGUACCAAGAAAGGAAAUGCAAUAAAAGCGGUCAAGGAGCACUAUCUGAGAGACGAUAUAUGGUGCUCUGUGGAGACUUGUUCACUUUGUAAACAAGAAGAAUCAAUUUUGAGUGCCAACGCUUUGUUUACGCAACUUGUGAACAAGCCGCAUUAUAUCAUACCGGACGCUGGAGUUUUUAUUAAUCAGAUUGGUUUUAUUGAACAUCAAGCCGUUCAUGAUGUUAUCGUCCUGCAAACAGUUUAUGAAGAAGUGCGAAACUUGAGUUUUCCCAUUUACAAUCGACUGCGUAUUAUUUUAUGCGCAUUCCUAGUACUUUCUGAAAUUUCGGUAUCAUUAUUUACACGCAAAAGAGACACAUAUACCAAAAGGUUAAAGGAAGAGUCGCUCGAUAAAUGGAAAAAUCGAGUGAGGUGGUAUUCUUCCCAUCUCAGGGAAGCAUCGAAUAGCAGAAAGAAUAUCGAGGUUGUUUUAUUAUCGGAUGACAUGGAAAACAUAAACAAAGCCAAGGCGGAUGGAUUGUUGGCAUUUUCUGUUAAGGAGUAUAUCGGUGGAAUGAGCGAUUACCCGGAGUUGAUGGACAUGGUGGAAAGUUUGGUUGGAGUUGAGAAGGAGUCAAGGAUUCCGUACGAAGAGGGCUCCAUCCAGGGUACUGUGGAUGGCGUUGAAACACAGAUCAGGAUCGUGGGUCGCCAAUUUUUGAAUAGGUCCAUUCAAGGGGACACGGUCGCUGUUCAAUUAUUACCAAAGUCCGAGUGGAAAAAAACUCCCACCGCCGCUGUAAUAGAGGAUGAGGAAGGUGACGCGGCCGCAGAGCUCGAAAGUGAUCAACCAGAAGGAAUUGACGAUGAUGAUGCCGUCGAGAAACCAAAGCCAACCGGGUCAGCCACUUCCAUGAUACCGGAAAAUGUGUCCGUCUUUCCUGUAGACCGUCGCAUCCCCAAAAUAUAUAUUCGGACCAGGCAAGCCAAGAACCUUCUGGGGCAACGUAUUCUGGUUGCCAUCGACUCUUGGCCAAAAGAAUCGAGAAAUCCAUUGGGACAUUUUGUAAGAGCGCUGGGAUCUGCAGGAGACAAAGACACAGAAACCGAAGUUCUAUUAUUGGAGCAUGAUAUACCAUUUCAAGAUUUUACGCCACAAGUUCUUAACAACCUUCCACCCGAAGGUACAGAAUGGAGGGCGGGCACUCCACUGGAUGAGGAGGCCGCGAAUCGCGGGACAACCGUAUAUCUGGUUGACAAGCGUAUUGAUAUGUUGCCUGCUUUAUUAGGAACAAGUAAGGAAUUAAAUUCGGAGGCGGAGAUUUUGAACGUUAAUUUUUCGAAAAGUGUGAUUUCGUCCAAGGCAUCUUUGACAUAUGAAGAAGCUCAGAUGCGUAUUGAUGACACAAGGAUGCAAGAUGAUUUGACAAAAGGCAUUAGGAUUCUUAAUGAAUUAGCCAAAAAACUUCGUCGGCGUCGUAUGGACCGGGGAGCAUUGACGUUGGCAAGCCCAGAAGUUAAAUUUACGUUAGAUUUUGACUCGCAAGACCCUGUUGAUGUUGAAAUGAAAGAGUUGAGGGAAACCAACGCUCUCGUUGAAGAAUUUAUGUUGUUGGCCAACAUUUCUGUCGCCGAGAAGAUUUACUCCAGAUUUCCUAAGUCGGCAUUAUUAAGGAACCAUCCUUCCCCGUUCAAAGAGAAAUUGGAAGAACUUUCGAGGGCAUUAGGUCAAUUUGGUUUGUCGAUUCAACAUGAUUCUUCAAAAUCGCUCGCCGAUUCACUGGAUAAGGCCGUCAUUAAAGGUGAUCAAUACUUCAACACAUUAUUGAGGAUAAUGACAACCAGAUGCAUGCUACCGGCCGCCUACAUUUGUUCCGGCUCUGUCGCGCCUGAAAAUUAUUGGCAUUAUGGGCUCGCUACAAAUAUUUACACUCAUUUCACGUCACCGAUUCGAAGAUAUCCUGAUAUAAUUGUGCACAGGAUGUUGGCUGCAUCCCUUAACGCCGAUUCGUCCUAUGAUAGAGAAUUGACGGAUGCACGAAAAAUGCAGGAACUUUGUGAAUCUCUCAAUUACCGUCACCGAAUGGCACAAAUGGCGGCUCGCAAUUCCGUCGAAUUACACACGAAUAUCUUCUUCAGAGAGAAAAUAGAGGAAAAUGAUGGAUACGUGGUGAAAAUACUGAAUAAUGGUUUUGUUGUCUUUAUUCCAAAGUAUGGCAUCGAGGGAGUUGUGUGUUCACCAAAGAGCCAAAAAUCAUCUACCGCCGCACCGUCGCCUAUAGUCUACAAUAUUCACUCUAAUUGUCUUGAAUCAACGUCUGAAACCGGGUCAAAAAUAAGUGUGAAAUUAUUUGAUCAAGUGACAGUACAGGUUAAGGUCAAGGAUUUGGCCGAAAACGGUGGAUUGAGGCUAAAGUUGCAUAUAGAGUUAUUAAAGCCGUUUAUCCCCGGACUAAGUGGCUCUAAGAAAAAGGAGGUCCGGGAUAAUGGUUCUGGAAGUGGUAGUGGAAAGAGAAUGAAGAUUAAGGGAUAA
Molecule: messenger RNA, 2568 nt
Organism: Acaulospora colombiana
Lineage: Eukaryota; Fungi; Glomeromycota; Glomeromycetes; Diversisporales; Acaulosporaceae
Source: the annotation of a GenBank genome assembly